This is a messenger RNA of Scleropages formosus (Asian bonytongue), 1273 nucleotides long. RefSeq names its product OVCA2 serine hydrolase domain containing (gene ovca2). The transcript has 2 exons. Gene Ontology annotation, molecular function: hydrolase activity. Gene Ontology annotation, cellular component: nucleus; cytoplasm. Lineage: Eukaryota; Metazoa; Chordata; Actinopteri; Osteoglossiformes; Osteoglossidae. The record is from RefSeq and is a predicted model, not a curated record. Bases 222 to 956 code for a protein of 244 amino acids. Gene Ontology annotation, biological process: response to retinoic acid.
GGGGGUGUUUACCGGAACGAAUUCAGCCCGCUACAUGAGUGAGGGUGUAUAGUGAAGUGUGCGCUGAGGGGGGGGGGAACCUUUGCGGAGCAGUUUGUUUCCACUCGGACACAGCAGCCGGCGCACACGCCUGGAACGCUAAAGUGGACUUAGGGGAAGUUCAAAACUUUGACGGGACUCAGUUUGCAAGGGUAGCAGCACGAGCUCAGAGUCUCGCCGUCAUGUCGGCUCCCGGGCGCGCACCCCUGCGGCUCCUCUGUGUUCACGGCUACCGGCAGAACGACGCCACGUUCCGAGACAAGACGGGCGCUCUUCGGAAACUCCUGAAGAAACAGGCGGAGCUGGUGUACAUAAGCGCCCCGCACCGCGUCGUCCACAGCGCAGCGCCGCCGGCGGAGCCGGAACAGGGAGCGACGACGGCGGGCACCGGCGGGGAGGAUCAGCCUGAUCAUCAGGAAGCGGACUCCCGAGGCUGGUGGUUCUCGGACGUUCGCGCUCGUAGCUUCGACGCGGCGCAGCAAUGCGAGGCGAGCCUGGGGCUGGAGGACAGCGUGGACGCCGUGAGGGAGGCCGUGCGGACCUUGGGGCCCUUCGACGGCAUCCUGGGCUUCAGCCAGGGCGCUGCGCUUGUAGCGAUGCUGUGCGCGCUGCAGGAGCGGCAGGUGGAACCCGACUUCCGCUUCCGCUUUGCCAUUUUGGUGGCGGGCUUCCGGAGCGCGUGCGCGCAGCACGCGAAGUUUUACGCCUCCGCUCCGCUCGCCAUCCCUUCGCUGCACGUCUUUGGCCAGACGGACCGCGUGAUCCCGGAGGCCGCGAGUCGCGAGCUGCUGCCGAGGUUCGAGAGGCCGGAAGUGCUCGCUCACCCGGGGGGCCAUUUCGUACCAGCAGCCUCAGCCCACAGGCACGUUUACCAAGAGUUCCUGGAGAAAUUCUUCGUCAAAGGGGAGCGAAAGUGAGCCGCGGUGUGUUUACUCGCCGGAGGAGGGGACUGUCCUUCCUUGUGUCCGCUACACGCACUCGCUUAGGCAGAGACUUACUGGCGCUGUUGCCCUAGUAGUUGGAACUCAGUGAAUAUUAUGUACUGCAAGGCAAAGUAGGCCCACAUUGAUUGUCCUUGUUACGUGGUUUUCCAUGAUCAGGAAGCAUUUUUACCGUGUUUGGGUUCUCCUGACAAUUGGUUAGGUAAAAUGUUUACAAGCAUUAUUACAACUCUUCAUGUGUGUUCUACGUAUUGGCUUGUGUAUUUGCUGGACCUUUCCAGUAAUAAAGUACU